AUGGAAGGCCCACAAGAGUGUGAUCCGAGGGGUUCUUAUCUCAAUAGACACAAGAGAGCUGGGGCGGAAUGUAUACGGAGCAUCCUAGACGGCAUUGCGACUGUGGAACUACUCCACAAACAAACCUUCAGCGACUCAGACCUACGUGAGCUCCUCUCGCUCAGAAAGGACCUAGCGACUCUCAUCACUCAACAACGUUUCUCCAUGAUACAAAAGUCUAGGCGCUUCUUCAAUGAACAUUCAAUGAACAUUCCAAUAAGUGUGGGCGCCUACUGGCGAAAAUGCUCAAAAAACGGCAAGAGAGAUUUCAUAUACAUAGACUCCGCGUGGGCCCCACCUGUCACUCCGAACACCCAUCUGAAAUGGCAGAACUAUUUCAUGCCUACUACACAAAGCUCUAUAAUAUCUCCAAAACUGCAGAACGGGCACUCUCCGCUAGACAACUCGUGA
Molecule: messenger RNA, 450 nt
Organism: Pelobates cultripes (western spadefoot toad)
Lineage: Eukaryota; Metazoa; Chordata; Amphibia; Anura; Pelobatidae
Source: the annotation of a GenBank genome assembly